This is a messenger RNA of Sarcophilus harrisii (Tasmanian devil), 1838 nucleotides long. It is a transcript of the gene SLC25A35, whose product is annotated as solute carrier family 25 member 35. The record is from RefSeq and is a predicted model, not a curated record. The coding region runs from base 606 to 1508 and encodes 300 amino acids. The transcript is spliced from 5 exons. Lineage: Eukaryota; Metazoa; Chordata; Mammalia; Dasyuromorphia; Dasyuridae.
GCAGACUCAAUUCCGGAUCCUGGGGGUUCCACCUGAUGUUCGAGCGGGUCCAUCUCCUCCGCGCCCCGGGCCAAUUGCCGAGGUCCCCGUCCGGUCCGCUUCCCCUUUCCCUUCGUGAUCCCCUUCGGAGCGUCACAGUCUCCCUAGGCUCUCUCUGUCUCCGCCUGUCACUCACCCUCCUCCCCGGCUUUGGGCUCCCUGUAUCCUCCCUUCUUUGAGCCCUAGACCUGCAGCAAUAACCCUUCCUCCACUACCACCCCCUCUCAAUUUCUGCAUGCUUUUUCAGACUUUAGUGGCUUAUCCAUCACUCCUCCCUUUAAGCUUCCUGUACCCUAAAGUCUUCCUAUUUCUGUUUCCCCGACGCGUCUGAACCGGGUGCGAUCGUGCCUCGCUGAUCUCCAAACUCCAGAACUUCCUGACCCCUUGACUUCUAAUCCUCUAAUAAUACUUCCUUCCGUUCCUCAGAACUUGAGCCUUUCCUAACAUCCACCUCCCUCCUUCCUCCACACUCCACACCCCCACACUAAGCCCUCCACACUACCCAGCAUCUACCCUUUUGUCGACUUCUUGACUUCUGGUCCAGCUUCUGCAGCCUGCCCGGAGCCAUGGACUUCCUGCUGAGUGGCCUGGCCGCCUGUGGAGCCUGUGUGUUCACCAACCCGUUGGAAGUGGUGAAAACCCGAAUGCAAUUGCAGGGCGAGCUCCAGGCACCAGGCUCUUACCAGCGACACUACCGAAAUGUCUUCCAUGCCUUCUUCACCAUUGGGCAAGUGGAUGGGUUGGCUGCCCUGCAGAAGGGCCUCGUCCCUGCCUUAGUAUACCAGUUCUUAAUGAAUGGGAUAAGGCUGGGGACCUAUGGACUGGCAGAGGCUGGGGGUUAUCUACUUGAUUCCAAUGGGAACCACAGCCCCGGUCGUAGUGCUGCUGCUGGGGCCCUUGCUGGAGUUAUGGGUGCCUACAUAGGGAGCCCCAUCUACAUGGUGAAGACACAUCUGCAGGCGCAAUCAGCCUCUGAGAUUGCAGUCGGGCAUCAAUAUAAGCACCAGAGUAUGUAUCAAGCAUUAUGUGUGAUUGGAAGAAAGCAGGGUCUGGUGGGCUUAUGGAGAGGAGCACUGGGAGGACUCCCUCGAGUUAUGGUUGGCUCCUCCACACAGCUCUGCACCUUCUCAUCCAUCAAAGAUCUUGUGACCCAGUGGGAGGUGUUUCCACCACAGAGCUGGAAGCUGGCUCUGACUGCAGCUAUGGUGAGUAGCCUGGCUGUUGUUGCUGCCAUGACACCCUUCGAUGUAGUCAGCACCAGGCUCUACAACCAACCCACAGAUGCCCAUGGCAAGGGACUGAUGUACCGGGGACUACCAGAUGCAGUGAUGCAAACAAUUCGGACAGAGGGCAUUUGGGGCAUGUACAAAGGCAUGGGCGCUUCCUACUUCCGCCUUGGCCCCCAUACCAUCCUCUCACUCUUCUUCUGGGACCAGCUUCGAAUUCUUUACCAGAAACACAAUCAAUGACCCUUUCCACAACUCCAAAUUUUCCCACAACACACUCCCAUUUGGGAAGUUGCCCUUCUCCCCCCCUCCAUCUGAUAUUUCCCGGACCUUUUCAUGUUUUUAGGUCUUAAUGAUUGAUAAUCACUCUCCCCCUUGAUCUGAUAUUUCCCGGACCCUUUCAUACUUUUAGGUCAUAAUGAUUGAUAAUCUUUUAAGUCACUCCCCCCUUUUUUCUCAGGGUUCAAUCACUAUGUGGGGUACUCCCAUCCUGCCAUCAUUCAUGCCAUAAUGUGCAGCUUGCUUAAAACCUCUCACCCUUACUCUCAGGGUUGAAUCAAAGGGAUACUUUCU